Molecule: messenger RNA, 1239 nt
Organism: Penicillium angulare
Lineage: Eukaryota; Fungi; Ascomycota; Eurotiomycetes; Eurotiales; Aspergillaceae
Product: 4-diphosphocytidyl-2C-methyl-D-erythritol synthase
Exons: 1
Coding region: 1-1239 (412 amino acids)
Biological process (GO): terpenoid biosynthetic process
Molecular function (GO): 2-C-methyl-D-erythritol 4-phosphate cytidylyltransferase activity; 2-C-methyl-D-erythritol 2,4-cyclodiphosphate synthase activity
Source: RefSeq, a predicted model, not a curated record
AUGGACGACAAGCAAACGAAACCCACGGUCGGCGUUGUCAUUCCAGCUGCUGGCCGAGGCACACGAGCUGGUCAAGGUUGUCAAAAAGCAUAUCGCCGGAUCGAAGGCGACACAGUGAUCAAUCGUACUCUAAAACUGUUUCGGUCAUGGAAUGCGACUUGUCCCAUUGUGAUUGUAUACCAUGCCGAUGAUGGGAAUGUGCUCGAAGCAUCGAUAGACCGAGAUAGCAACAUCUAUACUACAACAGGAGGCGCCGAGAGGGGAGCGUCGGUACUCGAGGGUCUCCGUUUUCUAUCUACAGUCAAAGACUACCCUUCGCAUGUUUUCAUUCAUGACGCUGCAAGGCCAUUCGCCACACAUAAACUGCUCAACACGGUUCUGAAUGCAAUAACGAAUGAUCCCUCAGUCGGUGUCAUUCCCGGCGUUGCUGUUGCAGAUACUCUCAAAAAGACAACCCCCGAUGGUUUCAUCACAGAAACCGUACCUCGCGAUAACAUCUUUCGAGUGCAAACACCCCAAGCAUUCGAACUAGAUACUAUUUUGGCCGCUCAUGAAAAAGCCGCCCUUUCAGGCCUGAGCUAUACUGAUGAUGCCUCUUUAUUCCAGCAGCUCGGCAUUCCUACUCGAGUCGUCCCAGGCGAAGCCAAAAACAUAAAAUUGACCUAUGCCGAGGAUUUCGAGGAUGCUAAACAGUUAGUUCGGUCGAACAAUCAAUCUACGAUUUCAAAUCCUAUGACAGUUCCCGAUGUUCGAGUCGGUCAUGGCUACGAUACCCACCGCUUAGUACCGGGAGACACAAUAACACUUUGCGGUGUGAAAAUACCCCACAAAACAACAUUGCUUGGGCACUCUGAUGCCGAUGUGGGCUUGCAUGCCCUUACCAAUGCAUUCCUGGGUACCAUCGCCUCCAAUGACAUCGGUAGCCACUUUUCAGACAAGGAUCCCAAAUGGAGAGGCGCGUCAUCGGACAAAUUUCUACGCCAUGCUGCUCAGCUUGUAGCUGAGGCCGGAGGCAUUAUUACCCAUUGUGACUUGAGCUUUGUGUGCGAAGCUCCGCGAAUUAGCGUUCAUCGGGAUGCGAUGCGGGUUUCUGUUGCUAGGAUUGUGGGGUUGGACCAGAGUCGCGUAUCUGUGAAAGCGGGCACAAAUGAGAAAAUGGGAUCCGUGGGACGCGAAGAGGGUAUUGUGGCGUUCGCGACAGCUACUGCUGUUUUUCCGAACCAAAUCCCACUAUCGUAA